AUGGAAACACUUGCCGUCAUAGGUCUGGUCGCCAACAUCGUACAAUUCGUCGAUCUCAGUGUUCGUGCCAUUAAGUCUAUUGAUGAGAUACGACAAUCUGCACGCGGCAUGACGAAGGAGACGGAAAGUCUAGAGACAGUUACCGAGACGAUGCGCGAUUUCAGCUUGACGGAUCUCUCCCUUACUGCUGAUUCAAACAAUUCAAUACUCCAAAAGGUCGAGGAGCAGACGUCGAAACUUCAGAGAGGCGUCACAGUCACCUCGUUCAGCAAAGAUGCACAGCAACAAAUUCGAUCGUUACUAGGAACCUCGCAAGAUGAAGUAACAACAGAGGCACAACAUCAAAUUCGUCGAGGUCUCUCCUUUGAGCUCAUGCGAUAUCGCGAAGAAGCCAUAAUGCCAGCAAACUCCGAAACUUUCCAAUGGUUGCUAAGUGGAAGAGCGACUUCAAGCGCUGAGCUCACCACGAGAGCGCGAGAAACGUUUCUCCAGUGGCUUUCUUCCGGCUCGGGUAUCUUCCACAUAUGUGGCAAACCAGCUUCUGGAAAGUCAACGAUGAUGAAGUUUCUAUACAAUGAUCGACGCACACAAGAAAGACUGGUGUCUUGGGCGGGAUCUUCGAAGCUGGUCCGCGCCCGGUUUUUCUUCUGGAGUCAAGGAGCCUCAAGCACUUACUCCAUCCACGGCAUGAAGCGAAGCCUCUUACACGACAUAUUGGAAGCGUGCCCUGAGCUUGUUCCUGUCAUCUUCCCCGACGAGUGGUUGGCCAUCAACUCCGAGACUGCGCCGAAAAAUCUCAAAUUCGAAUUCACCGUGAGUCAGGUUCAUGAUGCUUUUGGUGUUCUUCUAGAUCUUCACCAAAUCUACGAAAGGCACCGUUUCUGCAUCUUCGUUGAUGCUCUGGAUGAGUUGCAAGAGACCCACCCCAAAGAUCACUACAAUCUGGUGUGUAUGCUCCAGGACUGGGGAAUUGCUUCCAAUGGCAAUGUGAAGUUCUGUGUGUCUAGUCGAGAGUAUGCAGUCUUCGAUGGCACCACAUCAGGCGACCACUGGAUACGUGUUGAAGAUAUGAACCGUGAGGACAUAUCUCGAUUCGCCAGAGACAAAUUUCGGUUCUUUGUUGAAGAUGAAGUAAUUCGGGAACGCUGCGUGAAGGCAAUUGCUUCUAGGGCUGAGGGUGUGUUCUUGUGGGCGCAACUCGCGAUCCAGACCCUCCAACGCUCCUAUGAUGAGGGUGAUACUCUAGAUCCAGACCGACAGCUUGAUCAAACGCUGCUUUCGACGCCAUAUGCAUACCGUCAUUGGUUUUCGACGAAGAGCCGGAAAGGGCGUCAGAUCUACGCUAUGAUAGCUCUCCUUGCCAAGGAAGGCGCGAUGCUACCACUGUUCUCUUGCUCCUUCCUCGAACUGUAUUCGCGCGACCCAAAAACCGGGAUUGGACAGGGGACUACGAUACCCGAUGCACAAAAGAUCGGCCCGGGCGAGCAAGAGACUUGGAUGGACGACUGGAACAGCAAAACGCGAAAGUUGGUAGAAGACGAAUGUGGGCAUUUAGUCAGCAUUACGAACGUGCGGCAGGGAAACGGAGCCCUCGACUCGUGCAUCACAUUCACUCACCAAAGUGUACUGCAGUUUCUAGACUCGCCGGAAGCUCAGGCUGGCAUAUCGGGUACUAUGGCUGACUUCGACACCGUCGACGCUAUCUCUCAGCUACUUUUAGCGACUCUGAGAUAUGCAGAUAAACAGUUCGACCCAGCGCAAUGGUCGACGCUCAUUCGCGCCCUUUCCUGUGUACGUACGCGCAGCAGCCUGGACAAGGCGCCAUACCAUUUCCUGGAGCAACUGGAAAUGGUUAUCUAUCACAAGAUCGGGCAGCCUUUGUCCGUCAGUGAAACGAGAGAUGCCGAGAUUACUGGGCUGUUGUGGAAUCCCAAAGACGGUCCACUUACAGUUGCGUUCCGUGGAAACACUGGGGAAUUCUCAAGCCGACUGUAUUGCCCAUUGGUCUUACCAAUAUAUCUAUACGCCGGUCUGGGCAAUGUUGAGUACGUCGCAUGGAAGCUCCGCCGCGCCCCAAGAUUUCCACGCAGCUAUCACGACGGACAGAUCAUUUUGACGUGUCUAUUUUCCAGCAUAGAAGCGUCAUUACCGGAUCCAGUGCAUCUCCUCGACUGCGUGUCGCUGUUACUGGAAGACGGCUACACGCUAUCGACGUAUCGACUGGUUUCUCAACUAAUACAGCUUCAAUGUCGAUCGAAAGAUUCUGCUUUACAGGAUUACAAAGAUCGGAAAGCCCUGAUUGGCAAAGCUCUCGAGAUGAUCAUGCGACGUUCUCCGAGCAAAACCAUUCCAAACCUUCUUCUCGAGUAUGCUUUGGAAGAAGGUUGCGAAGGUACCACAGGAGAACGUGUAAAAAUAUGGAUGACUUCGGAUAUGAUUCCGACUGCUGUUUUACAAAAUGAGUAUGUGGACUGGAAAGAUGCCCCAUCUUUGGCGAAGAUCAUCAAUAGCGGAAAGCGACGCGUCCCGCUGCGGAAAUUGGUCCAGUACUGCCAGUUCGACAACGGAAGAGAACUCCUACGCUUAGUGGAUACUAUGGCCAGGCCCCCGGGAUACUUUAAGCGUGUCUGGUAUGGUAAUGAAACCUCGAUCUUCGUCAUCGCAUGUUUGUUCGGUAAGAGUACCUAG
Alternaria viburni is the source of this 2688-nucleotide messenger RNA. RefSeq lists its product as uncharacterized. NCBI's taxonomy places the organism in Eukaryota, Fungi, Ascomycota, Dothideomycetes, Pleosporales, Pleosporaceae. The record is from RefSeq and is a predicted model, not a curated record. The transcript is spliced from 3 exons. The coding region runs from base 1 to 2688 and encodes 895 amino acids.